Molecule: messenger RNA, 880 nt
Organism: Cynoglossus semilaevis (tongue sole)
Lineage: Eukaryota; Metazoa; Chordata; Actinopteri; Pleuronectiformes; Cynoglossidae
Product: SCO-spondin-like
Exons: 5
Coding region: 1-762 (253 amino acids)
Cellular component (GO): extracellular matrix
Source: RefSeq, a predicted model, not a curated record
AUGGUUCCAUGUUUGUCAUGUCUGUUCCGUCCGCCGCAGGAUGAUCGCUGUGUUCUCCCAGAAGAGUGCCCGUGUCACCACAAUGGUAGACUCUACUACAGUAAUGACACCAUCACCAAAGACUGCAACACAUGUGUGUGUAAAGAGCGGCGCUGGCACUGCAGCCAAUCUGCGUGUGCUGGCGUGUGCGUGGCCACUGGGGAUCCACACUACGUCACGUUCGAUGGACGCUGUUACUCUUUCCUCGGGGACUGCCAGUAUGUGCUAGCCAGGGAAAACAGUGGUUUGUUCAGCGUUACUGCAGAGAACGUGCCGUGUGGGAGUACAGGGGUGACCUGCACCAAGUCUGUCACCCUGAGCCUGGGAAAUACCGUCAUACACCUAUUAAGAGGUAAAGCUGUGACAGUCAAUGGAAUGCCAGUCACCCUGCCAAAAUCCUACAGUGGCAGUGGUCUGUCCCUGGAUAAAGUCGGUCUAUUCGUGUCCCUUUCUUCACGACUUGGGGUAUCUCUGCUUUGGGAUGGAGGUAUGCGUGUGUAUAUACGACUGGCGGCCCAUUUGCGGGGCAGAGUUGGCGGUCUGUGUGGUAACUUUGACGGAGAUACAGAAAAUGAUUUCACAACAAGGCAGGGCAUCGUAGAGUCCACACCCGAGCUGUUUGGCAACUCCUGGAAGCUCAGCCCUUCCUGCCCCGAUGUGGCGGAUCAGGACCUUAGAGAUCCCUGUGCUGUGAGUCCAGGGGAAAUGUGUUCCCGGACAUAAAUACGUCCCACAGCAAAAUAUCCUAUAACUGUUUGUGUUUGUGUGAUGAUGUGAUUUCAGCUGAACGCCCACAGAGUCACAUGGGCCAGGAAAAAGUGUGCGGUCCUGACUCAGAAAC